UGGGCAGGGAGGUGCCUGGCCCCGGGACACAGCUCCCCAAGGCGCCCAGGUGAGCGUGGAGAAGGAGGGGCGGCCGCCACACCGCGACACCCGGCCCGGCACGGCGCGGCACGGCACGGCGCAGCAUGAGCGCGGAGCCAGCCGGGGAAGAUGUAUGUAGGUUAUCUUCUGGAUAAGGACACCAACAUGUAUCCCAGCCCCGUCCGGCACCCCAGCCUCAACCUCAACCCCCAGAACUACGUGCCGGGGCCUCCCCAGUACUCGGACUUCGCCAGCUACCACCAUGUGCCGGGAAUUAACAGCGACCCGCACCACGGGCAGCCCGCGGCCGCCUGGGGCUCUCCCUACACCCCUGCCAAGGAGGACUGGCACUCGUACGGCACCGCCGCCGCCUCGUCCACCGCCAACCCGGGGCAGUUCGGAUUCAGCCCCCCGGAUUUUAACCCCAUGCAGCCCCCGGGCUCUGGACUCCUGCCUCCGCCCAUCAGCAGCUCGGUCCCCCAGCUGUCCCCUAACGCACAGAGGCGCACCCCCUACGAGUGGAUGAGGCGCAGCAUUCCCAGCACCAGCAACAGCGGGAAGACCAGGACGAAGGACAAAUACCGCGUGGUGUACACGGACCACCAGCGCCUGGAGCUGGAGAAGGAGUUCCACUACAGCCGCUACAUCACCAUCCGCCGCAAGGCCGAGCUGGCCGCUGCCCUGGGGCUCACCGAGCGGCAGGUGAAAAUCUGGUUCCAGAACCGGCGGGCGAAGGAGCGGAAGGUGAACAAGAAGAAGAUGCAGCAGCAGAGCCAGCCCACCAGCACCACCACGCCGACCCCCCCGGCAGUGGGCACGCCGGGACCCAUGGGUGCCCUGUGCGGCGGCAGCGCCCCGAGCCUCGUCUCCUCGUCGCCGCUGACCAUCAAGGAGGAAUUCAUGCCUUAGCCCCCUCC
Anas platyrhynchos (mallard) is the source of this 938-nucleotide messenger RNA. RefSeq names its product caudal type homeobox 1 (gene CDX1). Gene Ontology annotation, biological process: embryo development; cell differentiation; regulation of transcription by RNA polymerase II. Gene Ontology annotation, molecular function: DNA-binding transcription factor activity, RNA polymerase II-specific; RNA polymerase II transcription regulatory region sequence-specific DNA binding. The record is from RefSeq and is a predicted model, not a curated record. Gene Ontology annotation, cellular component: nucleus. Lineage: Eukaryota; Metazoa; Chordata; Aves; Anseriformes; Anatidae.